GGCGCGUCCUCUCCCCGGAGGCGGGCGGAGGGCGGACCGGCCGGGGCUCACGUCGACGGCCGCGCCGCCCGCGGUGGGAAGGGCCUUAUAAAGCCGCCGCCUGACCGGCCCAGCUGACUCGUCGCCGCGCUUUGCCGAGAGUGCGCGUGGAGGCCGGGGCCAGACCCCGACGGACGCCGGGGUCGGACAGCCAGCGGACGGACGCCGGCUCCGGACAGCCCCCGGCAGAGCCCGGCCCGCCCGGAGGCGCCUCCUGCCGGCGGGCGGCGGGGGCGGAGGGCUCCCCCCGGCGGGGGCAUGCGCGGCCCCCGGCAUGGCCUCGGCCGUGUUUGAGGGCACGUCGCUCGUGAACAUGUUCGUGCGCGGCUGCUGGGUGAACGGCAUCCGCAGGCUCAUCGUCAGCCGGCGCGGCGACGAGGAGGAGUUCUUCGAGAUCCGCACCGAGUGGUCGGACCGCAGCGUGCUCUACCUGCACCGCAGCUUCGCCGACCUGGGCCGCCUGUGGCAGCGCCUCCGCGACGCCUUCCCCGAGGACCGGCCCGAGCUGGCGCGCGCGCCGCUGCGGCAAGGACUGGUUGCCAUAAAGGAGGCCCACGAUAUAGAGACCAGGCUGAAUGAGGUGGAGAAGCUGCUGAAGACCGUCAUCAGCAUGCCAUGUAAGUAUUCUAGGUCAGAAGUUGUGCUCACCUUCUUUGAAAGAUCUCCUCUGGAUCAGGUGUUAAAAAAUGACAAUGUACAUAAAAUUCAACCCAGCUUUCAAAGUCCAGUGAAAAUAUCAGAAAUCAUGAGGUCCAAUGGAUUUUGUUUAGCAAAUACGGAAACAAUCGUUAUCGACCACAGUAUACCAAACGGAAAAGACCAGCACCUGGGUGUGGACCCGCCGGAACACCUGUUUGAGAAUGGCGGUGAGUUUACCUCAGAGCUGGAGGAUGGCGAUGACCCAGCAGCUUAUGUCACCAACCUGUCCUACUACCACCUGGUCCCCUUCGAGACGGACAUUUUGGACUGAGUCUCCGUUGGGCCCCCACCUCCCCAGCCCUUGACUGCUGGUUCUGCUGCAGUCCACUGCACUGGCCCCAGCGGCCAAAGCCGCUGCCCCAGGCCUGCGUCAGGCGGUGCCUGCAGUGAACGAGCUGGCUCUGCUCCCAGGCCCCACCCAGCAGCCGCAGCCGGAGGCCCGGGUGUCCUGCGAGCGGAGCACGGGGUUUACCCGGGUCAAGCUGACCCCAAGGUCUCCAGCAGCCAGGAUCAGGUCACUGGAGUCCCACGCAGCCUGCUGUUUCACUGGGGGCUUCUCUCCAUGGGGCACCACCAGCCCGUUUCUGCCUUCCUGAGACGCUUCCCACCUCGUGUGGGAGAGCCACAAGUGCCUGCAGGACCCCCAGGGCCUCCCUGGGUUCCUCCUUCGCUGUUACUGUUUCUUGGGGAGGAAGCUUCCUCUUGGCAUGGUGGCCCCGGGCCGCCCGGCACCCUCCCUCCCCACCGCUCCCUCACACAAGUGCACAAAACAUGUCUGGGGAGAUUUGGAUGCGUCGUCAAGUUCUGGACGGCAUAGACAGGGUAGUUAGGUGAUCCAGGAUUUCCCUGGGAACCAGCACAUGGGGCUUUCAUUUCUGUUUUUCAUCUUCUAUCUGGAAACUGUGGGCUUUGUGUCAGCCGAAGGGGGUGUUUACAGAAGGUUGAUUGUGAAUGGGGAGUUGGACUAUGGGGUCAGGGGAGAUCACUGAGGUCGGGGGCCCAUUGAGCCUGGACUGAGGUAAUGAUUCUCUUCAAGAGGAGAAUUCCUGCCUGGCCUGCCAGCGUCCCUUUAGCCUCCAGUGAGGGGAACAGCACUGUGACCCACCCGGGCCAUCUGAGGUUCCGCUCUUGUGCUCUUCAGCAAGCUUCACUGACGUGAUGGCCAUAUGGACCUGAAAGGAUGGGUCAGGAGGGAAGCCGGAGUCUUCCUCAGUCUCUCUUUGUCCUGGGGGAGGGUCUGAGCUCUGCCUGCUUAUCUUCUUCCCAUGUCUACUAACGACCCGCAUUUGCUAGUGUAAAUAAUGGUAAAUUAUUGAGAAUCGUAAUUCUCUUACACAGUCUGUUUUUUAAUCUAUUUUAAUUAAAUAAAAUACAUUACUCUACUUUUA
Molecule: messenger RNA, 2126 nt
Organism: Diceros bicornis minor
Lineage: Eukaryota; Metazoa; Chordata; Mammalia; Perissodactyla; Rhinocerotidae
Gene: PXDC1
Product: PX domain containing 1
Exons: 5
Coding region: 314-1009 (231 amino acids)
Molecular function (GO): phosphatidylinositol binding
Source: RefSeq, a predicted model, not a curated record